GUCUAAAUGUUUCUUUCAUUCAAAAAUGUUUUAUUUGUAAUUUUUCAGUUUUUCUAAGUGAGUUAUUUGUAUGCUAACUAUUAAAAAAGUUACUUUUAUUAAGAGAUAUGGUGUUAGUACCAUUGACUCUUGUCUUGUUGCAUUAUAUAAUAUAUGUUAAACACGUUUUCAUUCCCAACUUGUUCAAUAAUACUGCCUCUUGGUCAGGUUCAAAAUAUAACGUUGUAGGUUGUAGGUAUAACAUAAAGCACAUUUUGGUUAGGUUUAGGCAGAAAACCACUGGUUAUAAAUUAGGAAAGACAGAUGCUAAGUAGUUUGUUUAGGUAUGUGUACUUUAAUUUGAGUAUUUUUUCAUCUGACAUCUUUUUACUUUUACCACUUAAAUUUUUACACAAAUAUCUGUACUUUCUACUGCUUAUAUUUUUCAAAGCAGGCUUGUUACUCUAGUUGUAAUUAAGAAUGAGCCAGUAGACCAGUACGUUACUUAGACUCCAGAACACGACAGGUCAUAAACCCCUCUUUUUGGUCAAUGCUUAAUAUUUGUCACUACUUUGUCCUUAUUGAGCAAUUUACUUUUGCCACACAGUUUAUUUGGUUCCCAAAGUUCCUCUUCUGUACACUUCUCACUUUGUAUUAGUCAUGUAUUAAUAAAUAAUCUCAUUUUAAUGUCAGAUCUAAUUAAUAAUGAAUAACUACUUAUUUUGUUCUCGCAUGAAACACCUACGGCAGUCUCCUGGGUUGAAGUCCUGCUAUCCAUCCACCCAACUUCCUCCAUAGGCGGACUCGCUCUUUGUACUUGGUCACCUGACUUUGUAGCGACCGCAUCCAGAAAUUAUGUUAGAUGGAAGCCUACAACGUCAUAUGUUAAAGCAGAAGGCCUCUGACUGAGUGGCGGUAUUUGACGAGUUGGUAAUGAGACCUGGUAGAUUUGUUUCUCAAUACUGAGCACGCAGUGAGACAUUCUGAGCACAGAAAAAAACUUUGCUCAUAAAUUAUAUUUUGGAUUGAAAUGAUCUCACCUUAUAAAUACAUUUUCCAUCCUCAGACUUCGCCAAUAAACUCUUUAAUUCAGUGUUACACAUUUCUAAAUGUAUCACUACAUUCUCUAAAAAAUGCAGUUUAUGUUGUUUUAGUUGAUACACAAGUAUAAUUUGACAUUGUCUCAAGACUGACUGCUGCCAGUAGUUCCUCAAAGGAUGCUGUUUGGUCCAAACCAACACUGAAGUAACAACAAAUGCAGUUCCUCUAACAGCCACUAGAGGCUGGCUCCAGCAGUGAGUCAAUCUCCAUAAGGCCCCAUAUUAAAAUGUAACUUUUAAAGCAGAAUUAAUCAUGUUUACAGCCUGGUACAAAAAAUGCUUUUGGUCUCUAUAGCUAAUUUCCCUGUUCAUGACAACUGUAUGAGGGGAGAAUUUUGACACAAUUCAGUUAAAAUUUUAUUAAGGCUUAUUUGUGUCCACAAACAAACACUUACUCAAGUACAGGGGGGAUUUUCUUGUUGAAACAAGUGACAAAUUUGUGUUAGGAGGAUUUACUGAAUCCAACUUGGGACACUCUGGGUUUAAGAUACACUGGAACUCAAUGACUAACUUGCUGUCGUCUAUUUCCUCUGGUUCAGCAAUGGACCCAAAUACCACGCUGAGGGUGGCGGCACUCGGUCGGCCUUUCACUCUUGGAAAGCUGUACGACUGCCGUCAAGACUCACUCAUCCCUGGCAUGACCUUGUGGGACCACGAUGAUCUGGAAAAGCAUAUAGUAGAAAAAACCCAGAACUACAAUGACUUUGAGAUACUUGCAUCAGAUUCAAUUUCAGAAAAAUUGUCAUCUCUAAAUGUUGAAAUAUCCCUGAAAGCGAGCUUCUUGUUUGGGCUGGUAAAUAUUUCAGGCUCUGCCAAAUACCUACACAAUACUAAGACUUCCAGAAAUCAGGCCAGAGUAACACUGAAGUAUGAAGCAACCACAAAGUUCCAGGAACUGACGAUGGAUCACUUCGGAAAAGGCAAUGUGAAGUAUCCGGAUGUUUUUACUAGCAAAAUAGCAACACAUGUAGUCACAGCUAUUCUUUAUGGGGCACAUGCCUUCUUCGUCUUUGACUGCGACUUGUCUGAAGACGAAAGUUAUCAACAUUUUGAAAGCAACUUUCGUGGGAUCCUCAAGAAGGUUUCCAGCCUUUUGCUAAAAAAUGAAGGUUCCCUGCAAAUGGACAACGAGGACAUCAAAAAAGUUGAGAGAUUUUUUUGCAGUUUCCAUGGAGACUUUUUGCUUGAUAAAACUCCUACAACCUUUCAGGAGGCAGUGGAAGUCUUCCACAGCCUGCCAAAACGGUUGGGAGCCAAUGGAGAAAAUGCAGUCCCAGUGAAGGUCUGGCUGUUACCACUGACAAGUUUAGAUUCUUCUGCUGCGAAACUCGUCCGUCAGAUUAGUGCAGUAUUAGUAAAUGAAUCACAGAGUGUCCUGGAGGAAUUCAAUGACCUGCAAAUAAGGUGCAAUUAUGCUUUGAGAACCACUGGACAGCAGUUCCCACUGGUUGGCGAAAAGAUUAAAACCUUUAAAAAGAUGUGCUCUGAGUUCAAGCAGGAAUUCCAAAAAAACUUGGCAAAGAAACUUCCAUCAAUCCGAGGAGGAGGAGAAGAGGAGGCUGUGCUCGCAGAGAUCUUGAAGAAGAGACAUUCUUCUCCUUUCAACAGCAAAGACCUGAACGAGUGGAUGGACUGUAAAGAGAGAGAAAUCGGCACCUUAAAAUCUUUAACAAACAAGAUGAAAAACACAAAGAUUGUCCCGUCUCAAACAGACCUGUACAAGGAAAGUCUCAGUGUAGAUCAUUCAGUGUGUUUUGUUUUCACCUCACUGGGAAGCGAUGAACCGUUCCUCUCAGCUUUAUCAGACUACUUAGAAGGAACAACCAAACCAGACGACCCUCAACAUUCACAUACUCAUGAUGUAGAGAAGGAACAAUGGUAUGCCUCAAAAGAAGUAGCAGAUGCAAUGAGAAACAAAGCAAAGCUCUUCAGUGACUUUGCAGAGGCCAACAAGGAGAACAAGAACAUUAAGUUCUUGAUAGUUGGCUCAACAAAUGAGGCAGAGAAAGGUUCAAGCAUCUACCUUUAUAAAGACGGCUUUUCUGUAAGUGAGAACUUUGAGCCACCUUCAAAGCCUGAAACAGUGACAGUCAGGGACAUAAACCACAACAGUGUGACACUGAAGAUUUCUCCACCCAGAUUUGGAGCAGAGAACAUCACCUCCUACUCUGUUGAGUACUGUGUCAAUGGAGAGGAUGGAUGGCAACAACAGACAGCAUCAAAAGCUGAAGAAGUCACAGUGAGAGAUCUGAGUCCUAACACAGAGUAUAUGUUCAGAUGCAGAGCAGUGACCUCAGUAGGUGUUGGACCAGUCAAUGAAGUCCGAAUAAAGACUCUUACAGACUGUUAAGGAGGGGGCAUUUUCCACCACCGGAUGGUUCAUUCUCCCUGGUGACCCAUCAGCUAGUGCCGGGGUAGACGAGGAUGUUCCUGUAACUGGACAGCGGGUGAAUGAAGGAGCAUGACAAUGCUAAUAGCAGACCUGAUAUAAUAAUAUAUAAUAUGGCCUCCAAUGUUUGAUAUCAGUGCCAGCAGCUCAACUUCCCUGGAUUUUAUUUCAGGAGAAAAGUGUUGCAGUGUAAAAGAAUAUAAUGUCUCAUAGUGGUGCAUUUUUACUUUUAAAUCAUUUUAAGUCAUUAAGUCAUGACUUUGUUAUCCUUUGGGAAAAAAUGUUGAAUGGGGCGCUGCUGAGAAGUAGCAAUGUCCCAUUUCAAGGGUAAUAAAUUAGGAGAUUGGUGCACAGACACAUGUACUCGAAAUUCUGCUGUCUGUUCAUUUCUUUUUACUGUUGUGACCUCAAGUUAAAAUGUUGCUGUUUUUCAUCAUGUAUUAAAAUCACAUAAUAAUACAAUUUAAUAUACUGUAAUUAUACAAAUACUGAUUCUAAAAUGUUUUUCUCAUAACAACUUCUAAAUCAUUAUUAUAUGUGAUGUACUUGUGAAGUUGUUUUUUUCCCCCAGGAAUAAAAACUGCAAAGAAAA
Molecule: messenger RNA, 4060 nt
Organism: Dicentrarchus labrax (European seabass)
Lineage: Eukaryota; Metazoa; Chordata; Actinopteri; Moronidae
Product: verrucotoxin subunit beta-like
Exons: 3
Coding region: 1582-3429 (615 amino acids)
Molecular function (GO): protein binding
Source: RefSeq, a predicted model, not a curated record